This is a messenger RNA of Schizophyllum commune H4-8, 1299 nucleotides long. Its product is annotated as L domain-like protein. Lineage: Eukaryota; Fungi; Basidiomycota; Agaricomycetes; Agaricales; Schizophyllaceae. The transcript is spliced from 7 exons. Gene Ontology annotation, molecular function: protein binding. The record is from RefSeq and is a predicted model, not a curated record. The coding region runs from base 36 to 1133 and encodes 365 amino acids.
GCUUAUUUCUAGCGAUCACUAUCUUGACUUGCACCAUGACCGCCGCGUUUGCACAGGAUAUCCAGAGCACCGAAGGUGCAACGCCUGAGACUGCACCGGGAACUUCCCAGACGUCAGCGGUCGUCAGAGUAGCCGCGAAGAGCAAGGACGAGCCCGACUCGGACGAGGAGCCAGCAGAGGAGGAGACAGAGGCCAUCAACGAUGAGGAGUUAGAUCUGCUGGAGGACUUUCCCGACGAGACAUACGAACUCGAGCUCAUCCAUUCCCGCAUCGCCAACCUCGCCCCCCUGCGCCUCCCACGAUUCGGGCCGUACCUGCAGAAGCUAUGCCUGCGGCAGAACCAGAUCGCGCACCUCGAACCCGACAUCUUCCACCACCUCACGAACUUGGACGAGCUAGACUUCUACGACAACAAGAUCAAGCACGUCGGCCGGGCGCUCGAUAAGUUGGACAAGCUGACAGUGCUUGACCUCUCCUUCAACAACAUCCGCACCAUCCCCGACGCGCUGCAGACCCUCCCUUCCCUCAAGACCGUGUACUUCGUACAGAACCGCAUCUCCAAGAUCUCCGGCUUGGAGAACCUCACUAAUUUGACGAGCAUCGAGCUCGGGGGGAAUAAGAUUCGCAAAAUCGAGAACCUCGACGCCCUGGUGAACCUCGAGGAGCUAUGGCUCGGGAAGAACAAGAUCUCGCGGCUGGAGAACCUCGGCAGUCUGAAGAAGCUGCGCAUCCUCUCCAUUCAGUCGAACAGGAUCACAAAGCUGGAAGGCCUGGAGGAGCUAGAGAGUCUCGAGGAGCUCUACAUCAGCCACAACGGUAUACAGAAAAUAGAGGGGUUAGAGAAGAAUACUAAGCUCACGACCCUCGACAUCGGCAACAACUUCAUCAAAGACCUAGAGAAUGUAUCGCAUCUGACGUCGCUCGAGGAGCUUUGGAUGAGCAACAACGAAAUUCCCGACCUACGCGGGCUCGAACCGCAGCUUAAGCACAUCAAGACGCUCACGACGCUCUACCUCGAGGGGAACCCGUGCCAGAAGACGGACAUGGCGAACUACAGGCGGAAGAUCCAGCUCGCGCUGCCCCAACUCAAGCAGAUCGAUGCGACGUUCACGAGGGCGGGGGCGUUGCCGUGAACGCUCGAUGCAUAACUUGCGACUAUGGACUUUGUAAUGAUCAUGCUUGUCAUCUCAUAUAGGCGUGUCACCUCAAAGGCUCGACGUUCCUUAGCAAAGUCGCGGACUCGACACGUGCUCCGUAUCAUCUCCAUUUGGACGUGGGAGUGUCAGGGUUUGAUUCCUC